Oncorhynchus nerka (sockeye salmon) is the source of this 5371-nucleotide messenger RNA. Its product is annotated as tetratricopeptide repeat protein 9B-like. The record is from RefSeq and is a predicted model, not a curated record. Lineage: Eukaryota; Metazoa; Chordata; Actinopteri; Salmoniformes; Salmonidae. The transcript is spliced from 3 exons. Gene Ontology annotation, molecular function: protein binding. Bases 401 to 1045 code for a protein of 214 amino acids.
CUGAGUCCACUGGCUGUGGUGCUGAAGCCGCGCAUGCCGGGGGCUCGAGCGCAGACACACAAUCGAAGGCAUCCUCUCGCGCGAUGGUCAAAAAUAGAUAGAAGAGGGUUUGUAAAUUCAGGAAUCAGUUCAUUUCAGCAUUGUCAUGUCUGGCCAAUUAUUUGUGAUUUUUAUAUAAAAUACAAUUUACGGUUGUCUGAAUUUGUGUAAGCUGUUUUGAUAGCUUAUUGCCUAUUUGCGCGGUGCGUGCUAGGUUUUUAUUAUCUCGCUCUCAUCUGUAUUGUUGUUGCCUGCCUGUCUCGCGCGUUCUUUAUGCACAGCACGCCGCUCCAGUCCUCUCGGAGUAAAUAGACCUUCGUCGGAACAGCAUGGCCCGGUCCAGUCGCGGCCACUGAGCGAGAUGGAAGCAAAACAGCACUCCAUAAAGAGCCUGAAGAGCUACCCAGAGGCGGGGGGCCGGAGCCUGGCGGGGGACGUCGGCGUUGGAGGAGGGUGUCUUGCCGGCUCGGCACAGAUGGAGAUGGAGGCAAACAUACAGAAAGCCAUUGACUUCAAGGUGGAGGGCCACCGCUGCUACAAGGAGAAGAAAUUCCGGGAAGCGAUAGGGAAGUACCACCGGGCUCUGCUGCAGCUGAAAGGGGUGCAUUUAGUGGAUGAAAGCACGGACUCCGAGGUCAACCUCCUGAGCCAAGCCGCGGUCAAGCUGACGGAAGAGCAGCGGAGAACCGUGGAGAUCACGGAGAUCGAGUGCUACGACAGCUUGACAGCGUGCCUGUUGCAGUCCGAGCUGGUGAACUAUGAGCGUGUGAAGGAGUACUGCCUGAAGGUGCUGGGCUACCAGAGGGACCACUUCAAGGCCAUGUACCGCGCUGGCAUCGCCUGCUACCACCUGGGAGACUACGACUGUGCCCUGCGCUACCUGCGUGACGCCAAGCACCGCGAGCCCUCAGACACAAACGUGCUGCGGUACAUCCAGUUGACGGAAAUGAAGAUGAAUAGGGAGGGUCAGCGGGAGCGGGAGAGCGGCAAAGAGGCCCUUGGCUAACCUUUGACCUUUUGGCCUCUCUAUCACUAUGGCCUAUGCUAUGACCCAUCCUACGUCACCUCUCCUCUCUGACCUCCUCUCCUCCUUUAUGGAGCCCAGUCCCAUUUAUGACUGGCCCGAGCGAUGCGCCUCAACCAUGUAAAAGAACAGGGCAGAAAAAGCCCUGUCUCUCUCCCUCUCUUCCCCCUCCCCUCCAGGCGCUGUUGUUCUGUACCCCAGAUGCAGACUGUCAAACCAAGAAAAAACGAAGCAGAGGGAAAUACUAUACUAUACUCAUACAAAACAGUCAUGGUUGUCCGAAUGAAAAAAAAACUGCUUAAAAAAAUAUAUGAUCAAAGACAAUUGCGUAAUUUAGAGAAGGUGUAAAAAAAAUGUAAAAUAGAGUAGAAUUUCUUAUUUAUUCUUUCGAUGUGAGGACUGAGGAGAGGUCCAGGGUUGGGAAAGGGACCAGGGGAGGGCAGGGGAAGGAGUUUAGGAGAAAGGAAAUGGUGUAACACAUAUCAAGACCUUAGGCCAAUUCAACUGUACACCCUGACCCCUGCCCUGUCACAAUGGAGGGAGGUCUGAAAGCCACUGACCCAGACUUGUCCCGGAGAGAGAUUGUCCCCCCAGUACAGUACAGAUCAGGCUAGCUAGCAGACUACAUCUCUGUCUUUUUAAUACGGAAUAGUCUUCAGACAAGCCGACCUUUGCGCUCAUGUUCAAUCAAUCUUCUUUUUAGUUUUCAGCUUGUAGUACCUUGUCUCUAUUUCUGGACGCUUUUUAAAUUCAAGGGCUAAUUCAAGUGUUUGUAAUUUGUCCUUUGAUCAUUUUUUUUGUCUCCUGUUUGAUUUUCAUUUGCACUUACGACUAUCGGUUGUUAUGAAGCAAAAUGUGAGUCCUUCCUCUUUCUAAGGAACAGAACAAACUAACUCCCACCGGACUCACUGUUCCUCUGUUUAACAGGUGUGUUUUUGUGAACCGGUGUCUUGAAUCUGUUGUCCAAUCCCCCCUGGAAUGUGUUGUGUUGUCAGACUGUUACCCCCCUCUCUGCUUUCUAGCUAAUGAUGUCACAAUGGAAAAUAGCCAGUGGAACUGAGGUUCCAUCAAGCACCCUUGGCUGCACAGAGUUCUCAGAUUUUUUUACUCUGAGAUCUACUUCCAGGCCCUUGAUCACCCGUGCUGAACCUUUCCAGGCGUCAGUGACAUCACAAGACACUCUUGGCAGUGUUCGUGCAGGGAAUCCCAUCCCACAUGCUGUAUCCGUCUGAGGUGUAAUUCAGCCAUCUCAACCCAGUCAGAUAAAAACAUCAACCCGAGUGUGCCAUUUGAGAUUCCGAAUUUUGUUGUGCAUAUUUUAAUAGAUAUCAGUGUUUGCGACAAACAAAGAAAUCGGUUCAGAAAAUAAAUGAGUACAAAAAUCGCUGUCUCCGUAGGCAGAUUACACAACAGUAGUGGUAGACCAAGACAAGGGAGGAUUGUGAUUGGGGCAAGGCCAGAUAAUGGACAUAUUACACAUACAGACCAUCAUACCACUGCAUACUUUCUAAAUACCAAUCCCAGUGAUGCUGAAAAAGCCUGAAGGGUUUCUAGGAUUUAUAGAAAUACGUAGACGUACCUGCCCUGUUCUAAAGGAGAGGUUUGAGUUGACCUUAAUUCCGCCAUCUAUUACCGUGUAACCCAGUUUCCUUCACCCUAUGUGCAAGCCAAGCUCCUGCAUGGUAAUGUGUGGCUCAAAGGGGAAGCCAUUUUGGAUGUCAGGGAUAAUGUCUGGUUCAUUGCUUUCUAUAACAGGGCAGGUUGCUCCCCCUAUCCAAUGUAUCCCGCUAAUACCCUCUAUGCUCCCUGCAAACGUAGAAUGGGUUAAUGGAGUAGUCGGCGUCAUAGCCUGAAAAGGACCUUGGUAUCUUGUGUCUCGCAUCGGGUAAUUUUCUGAGACUUAUAUGGUCCCAUGCAGAAAGAAAUUAAGGUCAGCAGCAGUGGUCUGCCUUGGCCAAUGCGAGGAGACGAAUUCCAAAAGGACUUCAGAGGAGUGGAUAAUACAAGAUCAAAACGAUAACAGAUCUCAUCAUUUGCCUGUGGCCUAAUAUGAGGGACAUUGGGACCAAAGUGCAUCAAUAAGAGGAGGCUGUUGAGGGGAGGACGGCUGAUAAUGAUGUCCGGAACGGUGGAAACCAUGUGUUUUGACGUAUUUGAUACCUUUCCACUAUUCUGCUCCGGCCAUUACCACGAGCCCGUCCUCCCCAACUCAGGUGCCACCCAACCUCCCGUGGUGUCAAUGGGACUCUGGAGAGGCAGCAGCGCGAUGCCUGGAGCAAAUUUGUGUGAUCCAGAGACGCGCUCCACUGUAGAGGGAAAUGGGCCAGCAGCACCAGUAACACAGCAGGAGUGCAGUGUCACUCUGAAACUGUGGAGAUGGGAUUAUGGUAAAGCAGCGUUGUGAAGAGGUUCGGGGGAGGUUUACACCUUGGUACAGAGACACGGUGUGGAAAAACACGGCGUGGAAAAACCCAGAGGCACCAAGAACUCUCUUUCUUUCUCGCGCUCUGAUUCUCAUUCUCUCCACCUCUUCCCCUCUCUCCAGAUCUCUCUCCAUACCUCAAUCUCAAUUUAAAUUCAAAUUGCUUUAUUGGCAUGACGUUUCAAUGUCCAUAUUGCCAAGCCUACUUUGCAAAUGGAUAUAUAUUUAACAAUAUUAACAUCAUAAACAAAAUGUAAUAAUAAUAAUCGGGAUUGUCAAUGAAAUAUACACUGAGUAUACCAAACAUCGGGGCAUGGACUCUACAAGGUGUCGAAAGCGUUCCACAGGGAUGCUGGCCCAUGUUGACUCUGCAAGGUGUCGAAAGCGUUCCACAGGGAUGCUGGCCCAUGUUGACUCCAAUGCUUCCCUCAGUUCCAUGUCAAGUUGGCUGGAUGUCCUUUGGGUGGUGGACCAAUUCUUGACACACACAGGAAACUGUUGAACCUCAAAAAUCCAGCGGCGUUGCAGUUCUUGACACAAACCGGUGUUCCUGGACCUACUACCAAACCCCGUUCAAAGGCACUUACAUUUUCUGUCUUUCCCAUUCACCCUCCGAAUGGCACACAUACACAAUCCAUGUCUCAAUUGUCUCAAUGCUUAAAAAUCCUUCUUUAACCUGUCACCUCCCCUUCAUCUACACCGACUUGAAGUGGAUUUAACAAGUGACAUCAAUAGCUUUCGCCCGGAUUCACCUGGUUCCGUCUACGUCAUGGAAAGAGCAGGUGUUCUUAAUGUUUUGUAUACUCAGUGUAUAUCUCUCUGUCUCUUACUCUCUCAACCUCACCACUGUGCAGUAGUGUUGUAUUGGUCCCUAUGGCUGGCUGAGCUGGGCCUACUCCCACAUGGCCCCAUAGGGAAUCUCCCCAUGGUCCUAUCUCCAAGGCAUCCAUCCACCAUCCUGUUGUUAUCCCAGUGUGCUGAGUCAUUAUCGCUCUGUGUCUAUGGUUACUGUCUACACAUAAAAACAGGUCAGGGCUAAGUUCUUCCCACCCCUGCCCUAACAUGACCCAUUAUGAGAUAAACAAAGGAAUGACCCUGGACCAGUUAUUGUGGGAAUAAUGUUACAACGUGCUGUCUGUGCAAAUAUAGAUAGAGAGAGACAUCGUCUCUUUAGCCGUCUAGUUCUGAAAAGACACGGCAAAAGCACAAACUAAAGUGGGGAAGUAAAUACGGGCCGUUUUUCUUCUCUUUCCUUUGAUGUCAUUGAGGUACAUGUUUGUCAAAUGUCAGUCGUUUUUUGUGCUUACGAAACAAUUGUGAACAAAAUACGAAACUGAAAAGAAAAACGAAUGGCUGUUAAAAGCUUUACCUUAUUGAGUAAUUUUAUCAAUUGAUGAGAACGCAAGUGAAGGGGGAAGUGAGUUUGGUGUAGCUACACCACAGGCUCUCUGUCACGGUGUCUCUGUGUGUAGAUGUUAAGUAGGAUUUGUUGUCCCCUGUUUUUGGGAAAGUCCAUACCCAACUCUUAAGAGUUUGUGAACCCCACAAAGUGACAGUGGAUCUCGUUGAAGAAAGUGGGCGUUGGAGAACCGAACCAGUUACACAGUAGAAGUUAUGUAUGAGCUACAGCAACGAAGAACUCCGCUAAUCUGUUUUCCUUUCCUUUUUCCUCGUUUGCUUGUACCGGAGAGUAGGACUUGAUGAUGAGUACAUCGUGGUUAGAACUACAUUUUUUUCCCCAUUGGACCAUGUGAGGAAACGUCCGUUCAAUAUUCCAAAUCCAAAAACAUUGGAGGACGUGAUAACUGGUUACGUUGAACUGCUAGCCCGGGAAUGCCCUAUUGAUUGGUAAAUUAAGACUAUAAAUAAAGUUGAAAAUGAAAUUG